UGUGUAGGCUUUGAUGGUGUUGUGAAUAUCAAGUCCAGAAGGGUCCUUGUGUGUCACAAAAAAGGGAACAAUGGAUGUGGCAGACAGCCAGACAGGCCUAACUCAUGUACGAGAUAACAUUGGAGACCGCUGUCAGAAGCUUUUCCAGGAAUUCUUGGAAGAAUGGGAAGAAGGAGGAAGCCUGAAGUAUUUGGAAAAAGCAAGGGAGCUUAUAAAGCCAGAGCGGAAUAUUUUGGAAGUCAACUUUGAAGAUGUUGAAAGGUUCAACCAGACUCUUGCCACUACCAUCCAGGAGGAGUACUAUAGGGUGUUGUUGUUUCUGAGCCAAUCCCUUAAACACUUCUUGCAAGACCGCUUUCAAGUGAAGCUUGACAAAGAGGUAUAUGUGGCAUUCAUUGAUGUUCUGCCUCGGCACAAAGUUCGAGAACUGACAACUGUGAAGAUUGGGUCUCUGCUGAGAAUUACAGGACAAGUAGUUCGCACACAUCCUGUUCACCCUGAACUUGUUUCUGGGACAUUCACUUGCCUUGACUGUCAGACUGUGAUCCCAAAUGUUGAGCAGCAGUUUAAGUACACUCAACCAACCAUUUGCCGCAAUCCAGUCUGCUCAAAUCGUUCUCGAUUCCUCCUUGAUACCAGUAAGUCCAAGUUUGUGGACUUCCAGAAGGUGCGAAUUCAAGAGGUUCAGGCUGAGCUACCCCGUGGAUGUAUUCCUCGCAGUGUUGAAGUGAUUUUAAGAGCUGAAGCAGUUGAGAGUGCCCAAGCUGGAGACAGAUGUGACUUCACUGGGACUUUGAUUGUCGUUCCUGAUGUUGGUGCCCUCUCCAUGCCGGGGGCAAGAGCCGAGAGUUCGGCUCGGCACAGAGGAGAAGGGAUGGAAAAUGAAGGAGUUAAGGGUCUCAAAGCUCUUGGGGUCAGGGAACUUAAUUAUCGCAUGGCCUUCCUGGCAUGUUCCGUUCAGCCUACCAGUCCUCGUUUUGGAGGGAGGGAGCUGCUGGGGGAGGAGCUGACUGCAGAGGCACUGAAGAAACAAAUGACUGAGACGGAGUGGAACCGCAUCUAUGAGAUGAGCCGUGACAAGAACCUCUAUCAAAAUCUCAUCACAAGUCUCUUUCCAACAAUUCAUGGGAAUGAUGAGAUCAAACGAGGGAUUCUGCUGCAGAUGUUUGGAGGAGUUCCUAAGACAACUAUGGAAGGAACCACACUUCGUGGAGAUAUCAAUGUUCUCGUUGUGGGAGAUCCCAGCACUGCAAAGUCUCAAUUCCUUAAACAAGUAUCUGAUUUCUCACCUCGAGCAGUAUAUACAAGUGGGAAGGCAUCAAGUGCAGCGGGUCUCACUGCAGCUGUCGUUAAGGAUGAAGAAUCAGCUGAGUUUGUGAUUGAGGCAGGUGCUCUCAUGCUUGCAGAUAAUGGGGUUUGUUGCAUUGAUGAGUUUGAUAAAAUGGAUCCCAAGGACCAGGUUGCCAUACAUGAAGCUAUGGAACAGCAAACUAUCUCCAUCACAAAGGCUGGAGUGAGGGCAACCCUGAAUGCACGGACAUCAAUUUUGGCUGCAGCAAAUCCUAUUGGGGGUCGAUAUGAUCGCACCCGUUCUCUCAAGCAAAAUGUCAAUCUCUCUCCACCAAUCCUCUCUCGUUUUGACCUCUUCUUUGUCCUUAUUGAUGAGUGUAAUGAAAUCACUGACUAUGCAAUUGCAAGGCGGAUUGUGGAGUUGCACUGCAAGAAUGAAGAGAGUAUUGAGAGAGUCUACAGUCAGGAGGACAUCCAGCGCUAUAUUAUGUUUGCUCGCCAGUUCAAGCCUCGCUUGACAAAGGAAGCUGGAACUUUUUUAGUGGAGCAAUACAAGCAGUUGAGGCAGCGAGAUGCAAGCAGCAGUCGAUCUGCAUGGCGCAUCACUGUCAGACAGUUAGAGUCCAUGGUUCGACUUGCAGAAGCCAUGGCUCGACUCCACUGCUCUGACGAGGUCCAGCCAAAGCACGUGAAAGAGGCCUAUCGUCUGCUGAACAAAUCCAUCAUUCGGGUAGAGCAGCCUGAAAUUGACCUGGAGGAGGAAGAUGCUGCCAUUGAAGCUGCAAUGAUGGAAGCUGAUAUCUCUGAGGAAGAAGGCCUGGUAACCCCUUCUACUCAGGAGCCUUCAGCUGACAAGAAGCAAAAGCUCAAACUGUCUUACAAUGAAUACCGUACUCUCUCUAAUCUUCUCAUCAUGCACAUGCGCCGAGCAGAAGCUAAUUUUGAAGAAGUUGGAGAGAGUGAAGGAGAAGGUGGAGGAUUAAAGAAGAGUGAAGUGGUGAACUGGUACCUAGAAGAGAUCCAGGAGGAGAUAGAGAGCGAAGCCGAACUGGUACAGAAGAAGGCGAUAGUGGAGAAGGUCCUGGAUCGUCUCAUCUAUCACGAUCGCGUGAUCAUUCCGCUGACGCGUAUGGGGCUGGAAGAUUCUGAUGAUGCCGUCGAAGAUGAGGAUGAUCCUCUCCUUGUCGUCCAUCCUAACUACAUGGUUGAGCCGUGAUGUCUUCUCAAGUUUUAUGUGCUUUUUUCAUUUUACAUCAUGUAUGGAAGCACCUACUCCCAGCCCCUGGUUGGAGAUAGGAUGAGAUUUCCCCGAAAAAUGUAUGAAAGUGGAUGGUGU
Messenger RNA from Darwinula stevensoni, 2626 nucleotides. NCBI's taxonomy places the organism in Eukaryota, Metazoa, Arthropoda, Ostracoda, Podocopida, Darwinulidae. The record is from the annotation of a GenBank genome assembly.